This is a messenger RNA of Pseudozyma flocculosa PF-1, 3990 nucleotides long. RefSeq lists its product as uncharacterized. Bases 1 to 3990 code for a protein of 1329 amino acids. The transcript has 3 exons. The record is from RefSeq and is a predicted model, not a curated record. Lineage: Eukaryota; Fungi; Basidiomycota; Ustilaginomycetes; Ustilaginales; Ustilaginaceae.
AUGUUCAUCGUCGGCAAGGACGAAUACGUAGAGUUCAACGAGUCCAUGGGCUCAAAGGCCUUCCUCGAACACAUCUGGGAUCAGAGCCAGACCCCGCUCGAGUCCAGAGACGUCUCGGCCGGCCACCUGCACUCGACUGGAGCCAGGAUCUCGCCCACGCCUCCGCCCCGCAUCGAGUUCCCCACCGUCUAUCGCGUCAAGGGCAAGGGCAACACGUACAGGUCCAGCGGCAAGUACAUCAGCUGGGACGAGCUCGCCCGCCUCAACCCGCUCGCCGUAAAGGCGCCCCCGAGCCUCGAAGAGUUCCAGGCGCGAGGCGGCCAGGUUGGCUCCGGUCCCCGUCUCAAGCCCGGCGAGCUUCUCCGGCGAGACGAGCCCAUGGCCAGGAUCCGCAAGCAGGCUUCGCUCGUGGCGUCCAAGGAGUUUAGCGAAGAGGAUGGCUGGAUCGGCGGGUCCUCGGCGAGCAUCUAUGCCACGGCCAAGCCGGCCACGCCGUCGCCCUCGAACUCGUCGUCCGACAGGAAGAAGCAAUCGACGAGCACCACGCCGCUGCAGCAGCCAGAGACACCCGAGAGGAGAGUGCAGCCACCGUCGCCCUCGUCAAAGCCAAAGUCGCUCUUCGAACGGCUGGGAAUCGAUGAGAUGACGACGCCCCCUCCCAAAGCCACCGAGCCCAGGCAGCUGCGCACCACGCCGUCCCCCGGCAUCCGGCGUCCUGGCGCCAAGAUCCCUUCUCCACUGCCCCUGACCAGCCCCGCGAGAAACAACGGGCCCCUUUCGCCUGGUGGCGCUCAGACCCCGCUGAGCGCCUCGCACCCUCCGCCCGAGACUCCGCUCAAGAUGUCGCACAGAGGGGGCCCGCAGACGCCCGCCACGCCACAUCACCCACUCUACGCCUAUUCCCAUCGCAACGACGAGGACGCCGCGAGGGCGAGCGGUCUGGGUCUCGGCCUCACGCCCCACAAGCCCACGAUACCGCUAGCCCACCUCGGUAGCCCAGAGACCCGCGCGGGCUUGGUCCACGAUCCAGCCGCGCCCUACACGCAGAGCAGCGACGGCUCUCCCUCGAACGCCAUGAAGCCGGAAGGUGCUGCGCCUGCAUCGGCCGCAGGGUCCACUACGUCGUCGACCGCCGGGUCACAGAUCGAGGCCAUGCUGGAGCGACUCAGAAAGGCUCGGACCGGCCUGGGCACGGAGGCGAGCAUGUGGGCCCCCAAGAUUGCCUCCGGCACGGCGCCAGAGCCAUCUUCGCAGCCCUCUUCGGCUUCCAAAAAGUCGCGGUCGGGCACUUCAGGCGUCGCUGCCGCCGCCGACAAGCUCAGCUCGGCCAUGGGCAGCGGGCGAAAUGGAGAGUCUCCGGCCGCGUCGGGCAGGAGGAAGCCUGGGCACAGGCACAACGGACUUCAGCUCUCGCUCGGGCAGGGUAUCGAGGUCAUGCAGAACCUGGAUGAAAAGGCCGAGGACGAGCUGCUUGGCGGCAAAGAGGAGCGCAACGAUGCCGACGUCGAUGGCUGGCUUGGCAACAUCGUGCCACCCACCCCUGCGCUCGGUGCCGACUCGCCCCAGUUCGACGGCGGUGCCGACGGCAACGAGCGCGGAUCGGGCAGCUUCUGGGGCACGGUCGCAUCCAGUCCAGAGGCUCCGCGUGCGAGUCUCUUGUCGUCCCGGCCUUCGUCGAGGGGCAAACCCAACGGCACGGGUCACUUUGGGUUGCAGGAGGUGUGGAGCGGCGACGACGACGAUGAGGAGGACGCUUUCGGAAGGGCUGCCAACGGCCAGCUGCGCUCGAACCGGAACGACGCUACAGUCGCCCCGUCGGCAUCGCAAUCUCAGAGAGCUCCUCCGCCUUCCCUCAGCUUCAAGUCCAAGACCCCGUCGCCAUCGCGCUCGCAGCUGGAUACAUCGGGCGCACAGGACACCACCAGGCUGUCGCCAUCCCCCUCGGCACUCGGCGCGCCUCGGAGCAGAGACGGUGCCCGAUCGCCCAGCUCUCGCCUGUCGCCCUCGUCGCUGCCUUCGCCCCUGGAUGACUCGGACGGCGAUGCUGAUGUCGAGGACGAUGCCGACAGGGCCUCGCACAACUCGCGCAGGUCGAAGCCAAGGUCGUCGCCGAGCAACAGGAACGGGCGCUACGACGACGGGUCCUCCAAGGGAGCGUCAUCUGACGCCGGGCGCUCGCAGAAGGGCAAGCGUGAUGCAUCCGAGAGAAAGCGGGGCCGCCGAUCUAGCCAGAGUCAGGAGACCAAAGGCCGCGACGCCGCGGACGCCACCUCGAGCGACCAGAAGCAUUCGGAAGUGUCUCCAGCCAAGACACCCGUGCUUGCCGCAGAAGAGAGCACAGGAAAGGCUCAAGAGGCAAGUCCAACUCUGCGAGGCGACUCAACGGAAGCCGCCCUGGCGACUGGCCCGAAGGAUGCCGAGCCCGACGCGCCAACCGACUCGGGCACGCCCGGCGAUGCUGUACCGGACGUGGCCGCCCCAAGCGAUGGGCGGGCUAUCACUCCCAGCGCCGAAGGCGACGCGAUCCACGACCCCGCAAAGGCGGAGGCAAACGAACUGACCCCCGCCUCAGCCGAGGAACAGCGAGGCAGCACACCACCUGCACCCAGCACGGACCUGCCUUCCAGCAAGACCGCCGAGGUCGAGCCCGCUGGCACCGCGACCGAAGUCACGACCUCCUCGGACCUCGCUGAGUCCUCCGCUGUCAAGGAAGUGAGCGAGAGCGAAAGCACUUCCAGCAAGACGGUGCCCCGUUCCGAGUCUGGAAUCGACUGGGCCGCCGACGACGACGACAUCGACGACACCCUGCCCGACCUCGACGACUGGGGCAUCACGAUCCCGCCGACACCGAGCUCCAAAUCGACUGCCCAGUUUGCGUCCCCUUCGACGUCCAAGCCGGCAUCUGAGGCAUCGACGGCGUCGGUGGUGGCAAAGGGGGUCGAGAGGCCGCACCCGCAGCCGCCGCCGCAGAAGCCACGAGCGGCGGACAGGAGCGGCGCUGGAGAAGCUCGCGGGCCAGCGUGGAAGCGGGCGGAGCGUCCACCGGCACCGUCGGCCCUCGACAGUCGAAAGGCACAGGAACCUCCGAAGGGUCCGCUGGGCAUCCGUAUCGCCGGCCGUGCUGCUGCGGCUGCUGCUGGAGACAGGACGGAGACGGCCAAGCCCGCAGCGAGGAAGGAGCUGCUGGACGGCGCAAGGCAUUCGAUGCACGCGCAGAACGGCAGGCCAGCCGAGGCUGCUGGGGCGCCGGCCAAGAGCCAGCCGCCGCCCGCCGCCACUCCAUAUGGCCGAUGGAAGUCGGGCAGUGGUGCGGCCGCCAAUCCCGCGCGCGGUGACGCAGCGGCGCCUGCCACAAUGCCGAAUCCCGCCGAAGAUGCCGGCAUCACGAUCAAAGGGAACAACGGCAAGCACCCGACGGCGUCGUCGAAGGGUACCCUCGAGGCGGCGGGCGCUUUUCGGCGAGAUCGAGCGGCCGUCCGACCGCGCGUGGCGGCCGACAGCGGCGCGUUUGCCCGGCUGGUGGGCGGGUCCGUGGGCUCGAGCGCGUCGGCCGGUGCUGCCGCUGCUGCCAAUGGCAAGCACGCACCAUCGGUAGCAGCGGCAGCAGCGAAAGCCACCGCGCGGACCCCAUCGCCGCCCCCGGUGGCAGCGGCCGCCGCGACGCCAAAGAAGGAGAUGGGUGCGGCGGCGUCGAUGCAUGCUCCUCGGCCCGCAUCGGCGACGAGCACCAGUGCGCUGGACUCGGCGAUCGUCUCUGCCGCAGCGCCCGCGCCGUCGCCGGCCGCCAAGAUCGCGGUGCGGCUUCCCGGCUCUCAGGCGCCCAAGGUGAACGAAACGAGCGCGACGGCGGCGGUGGUCGGAGAUGCCAAGAGCCCGAGGAUGCCGCAUGGGUUCGAGCACGUCAACGGGCGCAGGAAGUCGAGCGGCGGUCGGUCCGGUGGUGGUCGAUCUGGCGGCGGUCGGGGGGGAGGCGGGAAGAAGAAGCGCUGA